Oncorhynchus mykiss (rainbow trout) is the source of this 1612-nucleotide messenger RNA. The record is from RefSeq and is a predicted model, not a curated record. Lineage: Eukaryota; Metazoa; Chordata; Actinopteri; Salmoniformes; Salmonidae.
GUGUUUAGGGCCCUCAUGGCUAGAGCCCGCCCUGCACACAAGGCUAUAGAGACAGUGAUGAUUCGUUAGAUCACUCUAAAAUCAAACAAACACAGCACAUGACAGAUGUCACAGCUCAAACAUGAGUUCCCUGGAUAAUCAGAUGGGUGCUAACAGCAAUGACCUGAGACUGGUGUUGGUCGGCCUGAGUGGAGUGGGGAAGAGUGCAGCUGGGAACACCAUUCUGGGCCAAAAGGUGUUUGAUUCCAGAAUCAGUUUCAAAACAGUAACACUGAAGAGUGAGAGACAAGAAGGAGAGGUGUGUGGGAAGAGAGUGAUAGUAGUGGACACUCCAGGUCUGUCCAACAGUGACCUCUCUGAGGAGGAAGUGAGAGGGGAGAUGAACAGGGCCGUGACUCUGUGUGAACCAGGUCCCCAUGCCUUCCUCCUGGUGAUUCAGCUGGGUCGCUUCACAGAACAAGAGAAGAGCGUAAUGAAGACACUCACUGAGCUUUUAUCUGCCAACAUAGAUGGAGACACGAUGGUGCUCUUCACUUAUGGGGAGAGACUGGAAGACACAACUAUAGAUCAGUUCAUCCACGAGGAUAGCAAUCUGAAGAAGCUGGUUAAGAAAUGCAGGGGUGGAUACCACGUGUUCAAAAACAAUGACACCAGCAACAACAAUCAGGUUAGAGAGCUUUUAGAAAAAAUAGAAACCAGACUACAGAAAAAGCAGAAAAGCUGGUCAUGGUACUGGAAAGGGGCAGCUGGUUGCUUUUUCGUCAUUGCAGCAGUGAUGAUAGUAAAAGUGUUGUUAAAAAGGUUACGAACACGUCCCCCACACAUCCCUCCUGUCUCUGCCACCUGUCCUGUCCCUGACAUAGCUCCUCCUGUCCCUGACAUGGUCCCUCAUGUCCCUGACAUGGUCUCUUCUGUCCCUGACAUGGUCUCUCCUGUCCCUGACAUGGUCUCUCCUGUCCCUGACAUGGUCUCUUCUGUCCCUGACAUGGUCUCUCCUGUCCCUGACAUGGUCACUCCUGUCCCUGACAUGGUCUCUUCUGUCCCUGACAUGGUCUCUUCUGUCCCUGACAUGGUCUCUCCUGUCCCUGACAUGGUCUCUUCUGUCCCUGCCACCUGUCCUGUCCCUGACAUGGUCCCUUCUGUCCCUGACAUGGUCUCUUCUGUCCCUGCCACCUGUCCUGUCCCUGACAUGGUCCCUUCUGUCCCUGACAUGGUCUCUUCUCUCACUGACAUCGUCCCUCCUGUUCCUGACAUGAUCCCUCCUGUCCCUGACAUAGUCUCUUCUGUUCCUGACAUGGACCCUCCUGUCCCUGCCACUGUCCCCCCUGUUCGUGAGUCAAUUUGGGAAAUGGUGAAGUCAAACAACAACAUUAUUUUCACAGCGGGAGUAGGACUGACUCUAUUGGUCAUCAUAAGAAAAAUAAUUAGGAAAUAAUGAGAGGUUGGUUGAAUGGGACAUAAUUUCCCACAUCUGUGAGUGCCAAAUUAAAUGAAUGCUACAAUUAUACACGCGUUAACUCUUUUUGACAUUUUAGAACAUUUCUUAUUGAAUGUUAAGAGAAUGGGUGACAGGUUGUAUUUGAAGAAUCACAAUAAAAUAUAAACAUGCGAA